Messenger RNA from Linum tenue, 2150 nucleotides. Lineage: Eukaryota; Viridiplantae; Streptophyta; Magnoliopsida; Malpighiales; Linaceae. The record is from the annotation of a GenBank genome assembly.
UUUUUAAAUUGUUAAUCUUGGUUCGAAUAGGAAGGAAAAAAAAAUUUAAUGACGAUAAGGUACAGAGAAAGGUCAACGGUCGCAUUUAGCGGUAGCAGUGACCAGUAAACACAGAGCAACAGAGUGAGAGAGAGACUGAGAGAGCGCGCGGUUGUUGAGAAAUAGAAACAAGCUCCGGCGGGACCCACCGCCAUAGCCACCUCUUCCACUCCAUAUAAAGCUCUGCCAUUCCUCCACCAAUCUUCCACCACCACCACCACCAACUCUCUCCCAACUUCCGACUACCCGAUUCCUUUAUCCUUCACCGGAACUCGAAAAGAAAAAUGGGUUCGUCGGCGGAAACCCAGAUGACACCGACCCAGGUCUCCGACGAGGAAGCCAACCUGUUCGCGAUGCAGCUCGCCAGCGCCUCCGUCCUCCCCAUGGUGCUCAAAUCGGCGCUCGAGCUCGACCUCCUCGAGAUCAUUGUCAAAUCCGGCCCCGGUGCUUCCCUUUCCCCCGCCGAAAUCGCCGCCCAGCUCCCCACCAAGAACCCAGAAGCUCCCGAUAUGCUCGACCGCAUCUGCCGACUCCUCGCCUCCUACUCCGUCCUCACUUGCUCCCUCCGCACACUCCCCGACGGCACCGUUCAGCGCCUCUACGGCGCCGCCCCAGUCUGCAAGUUCCUCACCAAGAACGAGGACGGCGUCUCCAUCGCCGCGCUCGCACUCAUGAACCAGGACAAGGUCCUCAUGGAGAGCUGGUAUCACUUGAAAGAUGCUGUAUUGGAUGGAGGGAUCCCGUUCAACAAGGCAUACGGGAUGACAGCAUUCGAGUACCACGGGACCGACCCGAGAUUCAACAAGGUGUUCAACAAGGGCAUGUCCGAUCACUCCACCAUCACCAUGAAGAAGCUCUUGGAGUCGUACACCGGUUUCGACGGCCUGAAAUCGCUGGUCGAUGUUGGUGGUGGCACCGGAGCUGUCCUCAGCAUGAUCCUCUCCAAGCACCCUUCCAUCAAGGGGAUCAACUUCGACCUCCCACACGUCAUCGAGGACGCCCCUCCGCUGCCUGGCGUCCAGCACGUUGGCGGCGACAUGUUCGCCAGCGUCCCCUCCGGUGACGCCAUUUUCAUGAAGGUAGUAACACACACUAAUGAAUUCAGUGCCUGCUGUUCUUCGAGAGAUGCGAAAACGGGUAAAAUGACACAUUAUGUAGACAACUAUAUACAUAACAAGUAGUUCGAUCUGGAUGUGUUCUUAGCGUUGAGAAUCAGUUUGUUACAGUAACUCAUUUAAUCUUUAUACCAUUAGCGGAUAGUUGGACUAAAACUGUGAUGAUUGAUGAAAACCCAACUUCUGGUUGAAGGUUUUCUUCAACCAACGCACCUUAAGUUGGUCACUUGUCAUUGUCUUACCUACCACCCAUUGUUUGUUUUCUACAUUGUGGUCCAUUAGCUUAUUAAUUAUUGAGACUUGGUGUAUAGAAGAUUGGAAGUUAACUGGUGUGGUUGGUUGCAGUGGAUAUGCCAUGAUUGGAGCGACGAGCACUGCCUGAGGUUCCUGAAGAACUGCUACGAGGCGCUGCCGGCGAACGGGAAAGUGAUCGUGUGCGAGUGCAUCCUCCCGGUGGCGCCGGACUCGAGCCUGGCGACGAAGAACGUGGUGCACAUCGACUGCAUCAUGUUGGCGCACAACCCGGGCGGGAAAGAGAGGACGCAGUCGGAGUUCGAGUCGCUGUGCAAGGGGGCCGGAUUCAAGGGCUUCAGGGUGCUCUGCUCUGCUUUCAACACCUAUGUCAUGGAGUUCCUCAAGACUGCAGCGUAGAUCGGAUCGAAUCUCCGGCCACAUUGAUAUAUUCUCAGUCGUUUCGUCUCUGUCUUGUGUCUUUGGGUGUUCUGUUAUGUGAAUUUGAUUGAUGUUGUUUCUUCUACUUUCACCUCUCCACGAUUAGGUAAAAAUGGAAGAUAGAGUGAAUUGAAGAGUAAAACGGUAUAAAAAAAGGGCAAUGCAGCAAAAAUAAUGGUAAACUUGUUUGGUGAGUGAAAUGCAGAGUUAUAUAUUUGAAUCAACUAAUUAACUCAACCGGUUUCCUUACAAGUUACAAUGAUAUUUCAACUGUCAAGAUGUGGCCACUAGCUAGUAGUUGCAAGCCUACAACGAGGAAUUGUA